AUGUCAUCGCCACGACCUACCUCAAGACGCAUUCGAACAAUCAGUUGGGCGGAUCAGAUUCCAAAGCAAGCCGCAAAGUCACCGCCUCCAUCAUCUUAUCUCGACGUCGGAGAGGCGCAAACGAAGCACGGCUCCGAAAUCGCACCACUGUUUGCUCAAGAAGACUUCGACAGCUCCCCAAGUAGCUCGACACUCUCCCUCAACUCGCAUUUCUCUUCUAGCCCACACCUCCCCACACAACCUCCCACACACCAACCCGACACCGCUAACGCCAUGCCUACCAGUAUGCGCGACCUCUCGCCAUUCAAGGGUAAACCCCUCUGGGAACCCGACGACGAUGAAUGGGCCGAGUUGGACGCCAGCCACAUCUCCUCCACUUUCAAAGCGACCUUCAAAGAACCCAGCCAACACAGUCCGGAAAAGUCGACAAACACCAGCACUCUAUCCCGCUUCAGUGCCACACUGACAUCCUUCAUCCCCUCCUCCCCAACAAAACGCGCUUCAGAAGCCCUCCUCCGCGAAGAAGAAGCCCUGCGAGACAGACUGGAAGAACUGCAAAACACAUACUACUCCAACCCUGCCGGCGACAUUUGCGACAAAGUCAUGACCUCUGUCUUCUUGCCCGGCUCCCAGUACUUCCACCACAAUCAGAGCAGAGAAUCCGUCCGCGCUCCUCACGUCAUCGACCUGGAAGCUUAUUUCCACACUCAAGACCCGCUGGUCGGAACCGCGUACCCGCGUCUCAGCGACGCCGUUGCAACGAUCCUCAGUCACACGGGUAAAGAAUGUGUAGAAGCGUUCCUAGAUCCGCGGGUGGAGGAGUUCGUGUACAGACGGGAAGCAGGCUCCUACCGCAACCUAGGCUUCUCCCUCUCCUGGACCCUCUACGUCAAAGCCAUGAUCGGCGCAACAGGACUAUGGUACGACAUUUAUGCUUCACCCGUAGCAGGCUCGACUCCGAUCGUCGAUGGUGUACCGGCUUGGGAUACUUUUGUACCCAUCGGGACUGAAGACCCAUGUCUCUCCCUCCAAUUGUCAUCCUUAUCUGAAGCGACUCAGCUCGCCACAUCACCCCGCAAGAUUAUCUUAGCCAGUCCUCGUCCGCAGAAGAAAGAUGUAGAGGAAGAAGAUGAAAUCAGUCCUACAAAUGAGAGGUUCGUGCUGUAUCAGAGUAGGAUGCUUGCGAGGUAUUUGUUGAGGGAUGUUUGGGUUAGGCUGGAGGGGCGGUAUGAGUGUAAGGCUAUGUGGGAGGUUGAUGGGGUGGGGAGGGAGGUCAGGCUGAGGCGGGCGUUGGUGGGGUUUGGGGAUGAGGAUGAUGAUGAGUAG
Messenger RNA from Alternaria ethzedia, 1326 nucleotides. RefSeq lists its product as uncharacterized. The transcript has 2 exons. Bases 1 to 1326 code for a protein of 441 amino acids. Lineage: Eukaryota; Fungi; Ascomycota; Dothideomycetes; Pleosporales; Pleosporaceae. The record is from RefSeq and is a predicted model, not a curated record.